AUGGAGUCGGAAACUGUUUUAAGAGGCAAAUUAAUUGUCUUUGAAGGGAUCGAUAGAUCUGGAAAAUCAACGCAGAUUAAUUUACUAUCGCAAAAAUUGUCAGAGGAAAAUAUUAAAAAUGAAGUAUUAUCCUUUCCAUAUAAAACAACUCCUACUGGAAAACUCUUGAGGGAGUAUCUAAGAAAUAGAGACGAGUCAAUACCAAAACAGGCACUCCAUCUCCUAUUUUCAGCAAAUAGAUGGGAAGUCAUGAAUAGAAUCAUCAAGUUGUUAAAGUCAGGCACACAUGUAAUAACUGAUAGAUAUGCGUUCUCAGGAAUAGCAUAUUCUGUUGGCGCAGAGGUUCGUUUAUUAUUUUAUCAAGUAUUUCCACAGGGACUUGAUUUCAAUUGGUGUUUGAUACCUGAUACUGGAAUAGUAGAACCUGAUGUAGUUUUUUACAUGGAUCUGGCUCCUGAAUGUUCUUCCGCAAGAGGAAAUUUCGGAUCAGAAAUCUAUGAGAAUCUCGAACACAUGGAAAAUGUGUAUGAGGUUUUCAAAAGAUUCGGAAACCUUUCAUAUUGGAAUAUCAUAAAGGCACAUGAUGACCAAAAGCAAAUUCAUCAUAAAAUCUAUUCAAUUGCAAAAAAGUGUCAAUUUUUUUAA
Molecule: messenger RNA, 645 nt
Organism: Theileria annulata
Lineage: Eukaryota; Apicomplexa; Aconoidasida; Piroplasmida; Theileriidae
Product: thymidylate kinase, putative
Exons: 7
Coding region: 1-645 (214 amino acids)
Biological process (GO): dTTP biosynthetic process; dUDP biosynthetic process; dTDP biosynthetic process
Cellular component (GO): nucleus; mitochondrion; cytoplasm
Molecular function (GO): dTMP kinase activity; ATP binding
Source: RefSeq, a predicted model, not a curated record